Molecule: messenger RNA, 4590 nt
Organism: Carica papaya (papaya)
Lineage: Eukaryota; Viridiplantae; Streptophyta; Magnoliopsida; Brassicales; Caricaceae
Source: RefSeq, a predicted model, not a curated record
AAGGGUAAAGCAGGACGUUCCCGCCAAAGAACGCCAGCAGUUAUGCUUCUCGGGGGGAUUUCCUCGUAGAUUUCCCGCCAACUACGCACUAUUUUCUCUACUCUGCCAAUCAAUGGCAUCUCCUCCUUUUUCCUCUUUUACGCUAUAUUGUUUGCUAACAGUCGUACUCUCUUCUCUCGUCAUCUUUUGAGAAUCUCUGUCUCCAUCUCUCUGUACUGUCUAAUCUCUUUCUCUGUUGCAACCGGAGCACAGUGAAUUCAAAUGGCGUCGUCACGUCGUCAAAGCAAUGGUAGAUCGCCGCUGGUGAAUCAGCAGCGUCAGAUCACUGCCUUCUUCUCCAAAACCAUGUCUCCGUCUCCUUCUCCUUCUACUAUUCUUUCCAAACAGAAAAGCACCGAAUCUACAGAUAACACUAACCCUAGUCCGGGUCCACCUAGCCCGGGACCAAGCCCGACAACGCCAUCGCCGCUCCAAUCGAAGCCUAAGAAGCCUCUCCUAGUCAUUGGCCAAUCUUCCUCUCCUCAUCCUUCGACGCCAGUCGCCAGAUCAUGUGGGGAAGAAGUGUUAGACGAGAGGAUUAGGGUUUACUGGCCGUUGGAUAAGAAAUGGUACGAAGGUCGCGUGACAUCGUAUGACAAGACAUCCCGGAAACAUUCGGUUCUGUACGACGAUGGCGAAGAGGUUGUGGAAUUGGGAGAGGAGAAGAUUGAGUGGAUUCAAGGAGACAGUGAGAAGAAGUUCAAGCGGUUGCGGCGAGGUUCUUCCAUGUUUAAUAGGGUUGUGAUUGAGGAUGAGGAGAUGGAAGAUGUUCAAAAGGAAGAGGAUAAGAGUGAUGGCGAUGAUUCUAGCGACGAGGACUGGGGCAAAAAUAUGGAGAAGGAGGUCAGUGAGGAUGCUGAAGAAGAUGAUGUUGUUUUGGAGGAUGAGAAAGAUGAAGACAACGAGGAAGAAGAAGCAGAAGAAAUGCAGGAAAUUUUAAAAGGAAAGUCCAGUGGGAAGAUUAAAUCUAGGAAGAGGAAGACAAGUAGAGGAGGGAAGCCUGAGUCGGGAAAGAAGAGUAAGAGUAUUGGAGAUGUGGGUAAAGGAAACUUUAAGGUUUCCGUUAUUGAGCCUGUGAAGAUUACUGAAAGUGAGAAAACAUUCAAUAGUGAUAAUGUAUUAACAGGUGAGGCCACAGACAAAUUCAGCUGUCGUGAAGCAGAGAAGUUGCAGUUCCUGGGAGGAGAGCGCAGGGAUGCAAGAAGGAGGCGUCCUGGAGAGGAUAAUUAUGAUCCCAGGACUCUGUACCUGCCUCCUGAUUUUGUUAAGGGUUUAACGGGUGGCCAGAGGCAAUGGUGGGAGUUUAAGUCAAAGCAUAUGGAUAAGGUUAUUUUUUUCAAGUUCAUGGGAAAGUUUUAGGAGUUUCCUGAAAGGGAUGCACAUGUGGGGGCUACAUACCUGGAGCUGGGAACCAAGAAGGGAGAACAGCCUCACUGUGGGUUUCCUGAGAAAAACUUUUCAAUGAAUGUGGAGAAAUUGGCCAGAAAGGGUUAUCGAGUUCUUGUAGUUGAGCAGACAGAAACACCAGAGCAGCUGGAGCUGCGACGGAAGGAAAAAGGUUCUAAAGAUAAGGUUGUGAAGCGUGAAAUAUGUGCAGUGAUCACCAAAGGAACCGUAACAGAGGGCGAGAUGCUGUCAGCCAAUCCUGAGGCCUCUUUCAUAAUGGCAGUGGCUGAAAGUCCUUGGCAUUCUUCAAACCAAGCAUCAAAUCUAACAUUUGGUGUGUGUGUGGUUGAUGUGGCAAUCAGCAGGAUUAUUCUAGGACAGUUCAGGGACGAUCAGGAAUGCAGUGCCUUGUGUUGCCUGUUAUCUGAGUUAAGGCCAGUAGAAAUUAUUAAACCUGCCAAAAUGCUCGGUUCUGAAACUGAAAAGAUAAUGCUCAGACAUACAAGAAACCCAUUGGUCAAUGAGUUGAUUCCAACCACUGAAUUCUGGGAUGCAGAGAGAACUGUUCAGGAAGUCAAAACUCUAUAUAAGCGAGUUGCUGAUCAAUCACCUACUGAAUAUUUAAACAGUGCAAAUUCACCUACUGCAAAAUCUGUCAUCGAGGAAGAUGAAUGUGGCUGCAUGCCAGAGCUCUUGUUAGAGUUAGUGCGCAGAGGCAGGGAUGGCAGCUUAGCACUUUCUGCCCUUGGAGGCACUCUUUAUUAUUUAAGACAGGCAUUUCUAGAUGAAACAUUGCUUAGGUUUGCAAAAUUUGAGUUGCUCCCUUGCUCUGGUUUCAGUAAUGUAGUUCAGAAACCCUACAUGGUACUUGAUGCUGCUGCCCUGGAAAAUCUUGAGAUUUUUGAGAACAACAGAAAUGGAGAUUCCUCAGGGACACUAUAUGCACAAUUGAAUCACUGUGUGACAGCAUUUGGGAAGCGUUUACUGAAGACAUGGCUUGCAAGACCUUUAUAUCAUCCAGGAUCAAUCGAGGAACGACAGGAUGCUAUAGCUGGUUUACGGGGUGAGAAUCUGGAAUAUGUACUUGAGUUCCGAAAAGCACUAUCCAGGCUUCCAGACAUGGAACGGUUGCUUGUGCGUAUCUUUGCUAGCAGUGAAGCAAAUGGAAGAAAUGCAAAUAAAGUUGUUCUAUAUGAAGAUGCAGCCAAAAAACAACUUCAAGAAUUUAUUUCAGCUCUACGGGGUUGUGAAUUGAUUGCUCAAGAAUGCUCCUCACUUAGUGUUAUUUUGGAAAAUGUCAAAUCUAGACAGCUACAUCAUUUGUUAACUCCUGGUGAAGGUCUUCCUGAUACCCAGUCAAUUCUUAAACAAUUCAAAGAUGCUUUUGACUGGGCAGAAGCCAAUAACUCUGGACGUGUGAUACCUCAUGAAGGAGUUGACGGGGAGUAUGAUUUUGCCUGCAAAACAGUUGAGGAGGUCAAAUCUACUUUAGCAAAACACCUCAAGGAGCAGAGGAAAUUACUUGGAGAUACAUCAAUUAAUUAUGUCACUGUUGGGAAAGAAACAUAUCUGCUAGAAGUACCAGAAAGCCUGCAAGGAAGCGUUCCUCGGGAUUAUGAGUUGCGUUCAUCCAAAAAAGGUUUCUUUCGGUACUGGACUCCUACUAUCAAGAAGUUACUGAGAGAGCUCUCAGAAGGUGAAUCUGAAAAGGAGUCAACUUUAAAGAGCAUUUUGCAGAGGCUAAUCAGACGUUUCUGUGAGCAUCAUAAUAAGUGGCGACUGCUGGUUUCUGCAACUGCAGAGCUGGAUGUAUUAAUCAGUCUGGCAAUUGCAAGGGAUUUUUAUGAAGGACCAACAUGCCGCCCAGCUAUAUUAGGCCAAUCAUCUUCAAACGCUGUGCCAUACUUUUCUGCUAAAAUUUUAGGACAUCCUGUUCUUAGGAGUGAUUCUUUAGGCAAGGGUGCAUUUGUCCCCAAUGAUAUGACUAUUGGUGGUUCUGGAAAUGCCAGUUUCAUCCUUCUCACUGGUCCUAAUAUGGGUGGAAAGUCAACUCUUCUUCGCCAAAUUUGCUUGGCUGUAAUUCUAGCUCAGGUUGGAGCAGACGUUCCUGCUGAAAGCCUUGAACUUUCACCUGUGGACCGAAUUUUUGUUCGCAUGGGUGCCAAAGAUCAUAUUAUGGGAGGGCAGAGUACAUUCUUAACCGAACUCUCUGAAACUGCUUUAAUGCUGUUGUCAGCAACUCGCAAUUCAUUGGUUGCACUGGAUGAGCUUGGGCGUGGGACAGCAACUUCAGAUGGACAAGCCAUUGCGGAAUCGGUUCUUGAGCAUUUUGUUAAUAAGGUCCAAUGCAGAGGAAUGUUUUCAACUCACUAUCACCGAUUAGCUGUAGACUAUGAGGGAGAUCCUAAGGUCUCCCUCUGUCACAUGGCAUGCCAAGUUGGAAAUGGUGUUGGAGGUAUUGAAGAAGUCACAUUUCUUUACAGGUUGACACCUGGUGCAUGCCCCAAAAGUUAUGGUGUCAAUGUUGCUAGAUUAGCUGGUCUUCCUGAUUCUGUGCUAUUGGCUGCUGCUGCCAAAUCUCAAGAAUUUGAGGCUGUAUAUGGUAAAUGUAAAAGAAGAUCACACAGGAGGGUAGUUUUCAUUCAGAAAUUAGUCAGUGCCAUAGAAAACUGGAAACAUCUCAAGCCUUCUGAAGGUCUUGGACUAGGUUCUAUGGUUGAACUUCAGUGUAGAGCAAGAAUACUUCUCCAGCAAAGCUGAUUGAAUCCCUCUCAACAGAUAAUUUGCUGUAUGCAGGUAUAUUUUUAAAACUCAUUGUGUACACAAAGGAAGCUUUCUUAGUUAUAGUUUUGCCACUGGCAUUGCCAAUUUUUCCACCUGAGGCAUUGCCUUGAAUUUUCUAAAUUGUCUAAAACCAGAGCGAUUUUUUUGCUGCAUUUAAUUGAGCACAUAAUGUAAAUGAUUAUUCCAAGUACCUUGGUCCAAUCCCUUUAGACCGAUUGGAUUAGUUUCUUCGACCUGGUCAUAGUAUGACCAAAAUCUCACUCUUUAUAAGUUGGACUGAACAACUUAUUUCUUGUAUGCAUGUAUAAAAAGUAGUCACAAUCAUGAGAAAAAGCAGCAGACGUUGUAUCUGUCUCAACUGGAUAGGAGGUAUUAUGACCA